AUCAAAAAGCGCGGACGGAAGUUGUAUAAUAACUCCGGAACUUUACUAAAAAUGUUCCGCGUUCUGAUUGGACGAUAGAACAUACGCUACGCCCGACCAAUCACAGACCGGCUCGGAAGAGCCGUAAAGAUAUAUAAUCACAAUUUCGACGGGUAUUAAGCACACGUCAUCUCCUCGACGAAGAAACAGCAAUUCUGAAAAUGUCUGGAAGAGGCAAAAGUGGAAAGACAAGAGCAAAGGCGAAGAGCCGCUCAUCCCGUGCCGGGCUCCAGUUCCCCGUUGGCCGUGUUCACAGGCUGCUGAGGAAGGGCAACUAUGCUCAUCGUGUCGGUGCCGGAGCUCCCGUCUACCUGGCAGCGGUGCUCGAGUACUUGACUGCUGAGAUCCUGGAGUUGGCUGGAAACGCUGCCCGUGACAACAAGAAGACCCGUAUCAUCCCCCGUCAUCUGCAGCUGGCUAUCCGCAACGACGAGGAGCUGAACAAACUGCUCGGAAAAGUUACCAUCGCUCAGGGAGGAGUUCUGCCCAACAUCCAGGCUGUCCUGCUGCCCAAGAAAACCGAGAAAGCCACCAAGAAGUAAACAGUUAACAUCUCAACCAAAUCAACGGCUCUUUUAAGAGCCACCCACUAAACCCUAAAGAGUUAAAUAUUCCUGUGAUAAAAUAUGUCACAAUACACAUGUAC
This is a messenger RNA of Labrus mixtus (cuckoo wrasse), 685 nucleotides long. RefSeq names its product histone H2A-like. Gene Ontology annotation, molecular function: protein heterodimerization activity; structural constituent of chromatin; DNA binding. The record is from RefSeq and is a predicted model, not a curated record. The coding region runs from base 201 to 581 and encodes 126 amino acids. Gene Ontology annotation, cellular component: nucleosome. Lineage: Eukaryota; Metazoa; Chordata; Actinopteri; Labriformes; Labridae. The transcript has a single exon.